Messenger RNA from Nicrophorus vespilloides, 2479 nucleotides. RefSeq lists its product as uncharacterized. The coding region runs from base 71 to 2458 and encodes 795 amino acids. Lineage: Eukaryota; Metazoa; Arthropoda; Insecta; Coleoptera; Silphidae. The transcript has 2 exons. The record is from RefSeq and is a predicted model, not a curated record.
CAAGAAAGAAGACGGUUACGAGUGAAAAUCAGUUUUAAAGCUACAAGAUUGUGUGUAAAUAAUUAAUAACAUGGAUUUUUCAAGAGAUGCGUUUUUAAAUGAAACGAUCCAGCAGACCCCAAAGCCAAGAGCUUACUCGACAGUGACCAAGAAGAAAAAGGAAUUGAAGCCCUUACAUUUUAGCGCCUCUCUGGGAGUGUUGCCACUGGAAGAAGUUGCAGAGCUUGAUGUGCCCCGAUGUGAAGCACCAAAUGUAUCUUCUUUAUCAAAAAGUAACGGGAGAGUUUCUUUUCACAAAAAAAACAUUGCUGAUAGAUCCGAAUAUACCAGAUUGAUGGAAGAAGCAUGCGAACCAGAUAUACCAUCAAAAUAUUUCCAACCGGAAACGCAAAUAGAUACACGAGAGAGUAACAUGUCGAUGGAAAGCACAGUGAGUGAAAGCGAUUUGGUUGAUGAUCGAAGGACAUCAACUCAGAUAGCUAAUAUUUCGCAGCAACUGAGAAAUUCGGAUGUUUCGAUCAAGGAGAUUUACAAUAAAUAUUUUCUUGCUAAUUCGACGUUUGAGGAUACGUUCGAGACUGCAGAAUCCGCAACAGAGAAAAUAAAUGCUGAGGAAAUGUUUUGGCGCAGGGAGCACGAUCUGCCUGUGAAAAGUGUAUCGAGGUUUUCUCAGCCAAAUUCCAUUUCAGAAAUGUCGAUGGGAGAUUUUUUCCGCAAGAGAUCGGAUAAUUGUUCUGUUAUGUUCCAUGGAAAGAGUCCGGAGUGCAGGAAACCUGUGCCGUUGGUAAACGAUGAACUGACAACGGUGGUGGAUGAGGGUAGAUUUUCGACGGACGGUAGUGUUUUAAGUAUUUCGAAGAUACAAAAUAUGAUCUCGAAUGGGACUGAAACGCCGAAUAAAUUGGCAGAGAAACUGGUGAAAUCGAAAUUUUCGAUUUUAUCUAAGCCGUUGGAUGAUGAUCAUUACUAUGGUAGCAAAAGUUUGGAUUCGCCAAAUACUAAGAUUAAUAAAUCCGACGCUAGAAAAUUCGUUAGCACCACGGAUUUGGCUUGCAGUAAAUCUAUGAGCAGCCGCGAGAAGAACAAGGAAAAUAUGAAUAGGUCAGUACAUUCUAUGAAGAGCGCUUGCAGUAUUGAAACUUUGUCUGGAGUUAAAAAUCCAUUGGUGUGCACCAAAUCGGAAUUGGUUUAUGGAUGUGUAAAAGUGGGAAGAGUUGCGACUGAAGAGUUUGUCGUUAAAAACCGUUCGGAUCAUCGAAUGAGAUUCCAACUCAACUCCAGCAAUCUGAAUUAUAAAAUCUCGAAAUUGGAUGCAGAUCCUAUGGCGAUGGUCAACAUCUUGUUACACCCGAACGAAUGCAGGCAAUUCACGAUAACUUUUUCUCCCACGACGAACGGUGUUCAAACCGGUAAAUUAUACUUUUAUCCAAUGAUCAAAGGCAACAUUCGUAAGGAUCAACAACAAGUUAUAAACCUAUUCGGAUAUGGUGGACACUCCAGCAUCGAGAUGUUAAGUCUACCCAAAGACACUUCGGGUAAACUAUGGUUGCCACUGGGUAGUUUAAAUAGCCAAAACGAUUCGAAGAUGAUCAAGCAGUUUGAGAUCAGGAACUCUGGUAGUUUGCCCGGUUUCGCGCAUUUCAGCGUUAGAUCGAAGAGCCUUUAUUCUUUCGCAACGAUCAAUUUAUCGCCGUCGUCAGUUGUUUUGCAGCCGGGACAGCAGGUCUCUAUUCAGAUUGAAUACAUCUUGACGAAGGACGAUUACAGGAUCUUCUGCAAAACGUUCAACGGCGGAUCUGAAGUCACGGAAAUCGCACACAUCACGAUAGCGUUUGGACCGGAGGUGUUGAGAGGACGAUUAAGGAAAUUGAAUGAAUACGUAUCGAAGAACAAUCUGAUGCCCGACAAAUUGGUGUGUGAACUAACGAAGAGAUUUCCAGGCGAAUGCAUUCCAGACGAUCUAAGAUAUUACAAAGAUACAGUGAAGAACUUUCACGUCAUACUGAACGAAUUGCUGCGCAAAGAAAUAACUGUGACAGUCGAACAGGACAUGGACAAAACUCUUUGUCCCGAAGCUAUAGAUGAGACGUCGCAGUAUCACACGUUAAUGAAUGACUACAGCAAUAUGACGAUCUCGGAUAAGAGCGAUGCUGUUGUGGACUUUUUAACUGUUGAGCCAUCGAAAAUUCUAUUGAAUCCGCCUUAUAAAAUUUCAGAUUUGAUUAUUUUAUCUUGCGCUGGGUCAAAAGAUGUUCAGUACGAGAUCAAAAUGGAACCGGAAGGAAUUUUGAAGAUUAGCAAUCGAAGGAACGUCAUAAUGCCUGGUCAGACUAGAGUUAUCAAUUUGGCUUGCGCCGAGGUCCGUAUGGACGAGAGACAGAACGUUAAAGUUUUUAUAAUCACCGAGAAUUCGGUGCUGAAAGUCGACGUGAAUAUUAUUAACAAACUAGUUACUUGAUUUUUAUUAUAUAUUUUAUUA